UAAAUCAGCUAAAAAACAAACCGUUCAACAAUGUUGACAAAAUUAUUGCAAACCUAUAUUAUUAUUGUCCAUAUUAUACUACCUGGAUGGUUUAUUUAUAAAUCAAUGGCCGAAAAGACAGUAUUAAAUGCCGAUGCAUUGGAUAUAUUGAAAAAUAUUGGCCAACAAUUAUGUACGGAUACACUAACUGCUAAUCAAACAUUAGUUGCUGACCAAUGCCAGUAUUGGAUAUCUACAAAGUUUAUGAAAGCUUUCAAAACUUGUCUGGCAAUAGUUAAGCAAACAAACAAAAUAACUAAACCGUUUCCAUGUUAUUUCAUACCAGAUAGAAAAGAUGCGUUUGGCACUUGUAUGACAAAAAGUAAAGGCUUAGGCAAAUAUGUAGGCAUUGAUGGCGACUCCAUAACUGCUGAAACAUAUAACAGUUAUUCGAUAUGCAUGAAAAAACUUUUAUAAAUGUUAUUAUUAUUAUUAUUUGUUGGUGU
This is a messenger RNA of Oppia nitens, 485 nucleotides long. RefSeq lists its product as uncharacterized. The coding region runs from base 31 to 456 and encodes 141 amino acids. The record is from RefSeq and is a predicted model, not a curated record. NCBI's taxonomy places the organism in Eukaryota, Metazoa, Arthropoda, Arachnida, Sarcoptiformes, Oppiidae. The transcript has 4 exons.